Molecule: messenger RNA, 3762 nt
Organism: Symbiodinium sp. CCMP2592
Lineage: Eukaryota; Dinophyceae; Suessiales; Symbiodiniaceae
Source: the annotation of a GenBank genome assembly
AUGGCCGACCAGGAGAACCAGGAGGGUCCGCCUCCGCAGGGGACGAUGUUGCCAGGGACGCCAGCACGCUCCACUCAGGAGGCUCCAGAUGCCGUCUGGUCGCGAAGAGACAAACUGCUCGUGUCCGCGAGGGUGAUGGAGACGCUGCAAGCGAAGCUGCAGCCUCUGGCACAGGCAAGGGCCAGCCCGGGCCCCUGUGAACCACUUCGAGAAACCGCUGCUUCUGAACGUGGCUCCAUCGACCCCAAAGAUGUACAGGAGGGCAUGUCAGUUGGGAUACCCGUGAUAUCCUGGCAGCUGGACAACCAACUGGACGAGAUGAUGGCGUCCCGCAAUGGCUCCCCAAACCCGAAAAUUGAGGUCCGAGAGCGCUUGGUGCAAGAGCUCAAAAAGAUUGGGCUCUGGACGGGCACAUCCGAGACACAGCCCAUUCAUACGCGGGGAGCUAUGUUCCAGACAAGGACUGCACCAGAUAUUCGUGUACAUGUUCAGAUUGCAGCUCGAUCAGACCAAGAGUCCUGGCCCCUUGUCAGCGAGAUCCACUGCACCAGCGUCAGGUGCGGCCUUGCGCAGGACACCGCCUCGAAAGCCGUAUCGCUUCUUGAGGCUCGUAGGUACUGGCGCCAGCGCUUCCUUUCCGAGGCUCUUCAGACGAAUCCGGGGCAGCCGGAACCGGAUGGUGAGAGAGCUGUUCAGAGCAUGCAGUGGCCGGAAGCCACGCAAGAGUUUUUCGUGAGCAUUCUCAUGGAGGCCGUGUUCAAUGCCCUGAAGGAUGUGAAGCUUCCAGGCGCGCAGCCCAUGCCAUCUCUGCAGACAGAAUCUCUGCAAGACUUCUGUUUCCCUCCGCUAUAUGCAGAAGAUACCUAUGCGGACAUGGGCUGCCAGCUGAGCCCCCCCCAAUUCCUCAAUGUAGCAGCCCCACUCUGGAUGGCAGUUACGAGGAGCCUGGCAGAUACGAAGAGGGAGUUGCAGCGGCUGGGCGGCCAAGCGCAUCUUCAAGUUGCAUUGAACACCCCUGUAGUUUACAAGUCCUCGUCGAAGAGGGGUAAGCUCCUCUGUGGGAAUGUGCUCAUGUUCGUGCUGGACUCCUUAAGCCAGCGCCAAAGCGGGGGGAGCCCUGGGGAGCAGCGAGAUGUCAUCCGUAGCCUCCUGGAGCACCGAGCAGAUGCAGAGUCUUGCUACGGGAUGUUUCCGAUUGGAACGAAGGACAGCCUCGGAGAGUUUCCGGUGUUGAGCUUGGCGAAGGACCAGGUCGUUACGCAGUUACUGCUGGACCAUGGAGCGCAGCCAGACCAGACGAGUCUUGUGAACUUCUUCCCCUCCGGCUCCUGCCUUUGGACGGCGACCUGGCGAUCGAGCCCAGUCUUUACGCUGCUUCUUCGUCACAGCAAAGGUGUCGACAACCACGGAUGGUAUCCAGAUACAUCGCCGCUCAUCCCGGGUCAAGAGCCAGAUGGCUGCAGGGUGCUGGCUCUGGCAGCCAUGACAUCCGCCGAGGAGCACAUGAAGCUGCUGCUGGAGAAAGACGCUUCGCUUGGACAAGACAUGGCCCAUGUGCUUGCAUAUUGCCCAAGUGGCAAUGCUAGAAUCCUGGCUCGAAGCCUCUUCCAAUCCGCAAAGAACGCGCGACAGAUCGUGGAUGGCAGUGCCCUGAGGCGCAUGUCGGGCAUGAGACUGGAGCUCUUCUUCAAAGAAGUACUGAACCAUGGCCCCUGCCAGAAAGCAUUGCGAGAGGCUCUCGCAGCGGAAUGCCGCGACCCCAAGCGCAAACAUCCAAAGUUUCUGUUGAAUCGGACCGUGCAGGAGAUCCUAACGAAGGCGCCGCUGGCUGCAGGAUGCCUCUUGGAUUUUCAAGCCAGGCCCCCCGACGUGGCUGACUUGAACAGGUUUCCCUUGGCUCAGAGCUGCUUCUUCGACGUGCACGAGCUCCAGAACACGGCUUAUGUCGGCGGAGUCCAGUGGACCAACCGCACGGAGGACCGCGCCGAAAUGUUUGCAGACAACCUCGCUCCACCAGUUGCAAUGUCGCCAUGGUUGGCAGGGAAGGCCAAGACUAAUCCGUAUCUCAUGCUCUUCAUCACGGCUCUCUACUCCGUUCUGCCAGAAUACAGACGCCAGCAUGCCUGCGAAAUUACCGUGCUCAGGCACCCCAACAUUCUCAACCCCACAGUCAUGCAGACGUUGGAGAAACUUCCCCAUGAGCAGCUGGUGACUCUGUUUAUGAAGAGCUAUGCUUUUCGAGGCAUUGCCUACCACCUGUGGACAGUUUACAAAGGGCUUUGUUACAUGGACGUAUCAAUCACCGUGUUACAGCUCUUAAGUUUGGUGAUUUGGUGGCGGAGCGCUCUCAUCGAGGAGGUUGUGAUUGCAUGUUGGUGCAUAUUUACAGCCGGCGUGCUUCUGGAUGCAUCAGGUGUGUUACUGAAGCUUAGUCAGCUGCGUCGGCCUUCAUUCAAACGAGUUCUACAGACAGGCCUGGGUUUCUGGAUGUCCUACAUCACGUGGGCAGCAACCACCUCGAGUCCUUUUCGGACUCCCACGGCAGUAAAUAUGGCUCUUGGAAUUCUGGGGGGUAUCUACGAGCUGAGGCUCUUUUACCCCUUGGGCCUUCCCUUGGGUUCGAAUUUGGUUCCCAUCAUGCGGGCUGCCCAGACCAGCCAGUUCAUGGCGAUGCUGAUCCUCUUGAUGUCCAUCAUUGCCGCAACAUAUUUGGCAGCCUGCGUGGAGUUCCGCGAACUGGGGGAUGAACUGUUGCCAGUUGCCGUAAGGACUUGGCAGACCUUGAUCGUCGGAGAAUCUUCUUUGUAUGAUGUUGACGACUACGAGCACGAGCUGCCACGGUACCUGUUUGUCUCCGCUCUCUUCUUUGUCUGCAAUGUCGUGCUCAUGAACAUUUUCAUCAAUGUGACUGGCGCAAGUUACGAAGAAGAGCGAAAAUUGGAAUGUGGAACUUUCAGUGCAGAGCGAUUCGGCACCUGCAUGGAGUUCACAGGGAUCACUUUGAGAAGCCGUCAGCUGGUGUUGGUGUUGGUAGGCUUGGCCGUGCUGAGCAAAGCCGCCAUCAGCCUGGUUCAGUGGGAAACGAGGAUCCUGGUCUGCGAACUUGUAGUGCUGGCAUGCUUCUUAAUGCUCUAUGGUGUGCAGUGGUUUCUGGGCAUGCGGGCUGACCGGCUCUUUGACGGAACCGGCAAGCCCCGAUAUUUGUGGAUAUGUCGUGCAGUAUGCCAGGAGGAUGAGGAUGAGACCGAGAAGGAAGAAAAGAAGCCGGUGGAAAGCACCUCUUGCUCAAGUACUUCAGUUACCGAAACCGUCGCCCACCGCGUGCCUACGAGGCGCCCCACAGUUCCCAUAAUUCCCACAGGUCCACAGCAUGAUUGGUUACACGAGUUCGUCUCAAGCAUGCAGCUGGACUUUGGAAAGUAUUUGGAGCUCACUCUUCAGCUUGCAGAGAAGAACAGCAUACUGCAAAGCCACAUGCUAGAGUUCCUUCGAAGUUCUGCCGACCAACACAGUGACUCCAGCCAGUGCAUUCUGGACCUCCCGAAAUACUUGCUGCAGACCCUCCAGUGGUCGGAAACGAACAGCCUCGUGCAGGGCGAGUUGCUGCAUUUCAUCGCAAGGUGUGCCAAAGAUCAGAAGUCUGCCAGCGAAUACGUGGAGCAGCUCAUCCUCCGAUUGAACCUUUCACCAGACGAUGCCACUCAUGUCCGAAAGCAAGUUCAAGAAGCAUGGUCGGGUGGUAGCACAGCUCAAACAGGCUAG